This is a messenger RNA of Lycium ferocissimum, 1227 nucleotides long. RefSeq names its product chitinase 2-like. NCBI's taxonomy places the organism in Eukaryota, Viridiplantae, Streptophyta, Magnoliopsida, Solanales, Solanaceae. The record is from RefSeq and is a predicted model, not a curated record. Gene Ontology annotation, biological process: carbohydrate metabolic process. Bases 10 to 1116 code for a protein of 368 amino acids. Gene Ontology annotation, molecular function: hydrolase activity, hydrolyzing O-glycosyl compounds. The transcript has a single exon.
GUCACAUUCAUGAUUCACCCACUAGCUGAAACGUUAAACUACAGCCAACCCUUAUGGACUUUAAUUUCACUUUUGACUAAUACUUUUUUAACAUACACAAGAAAUCUACCGAGGAACCACUAUUUAAACUGCAUAUCUUCAAGCCAUUCUAGCAGACUACAGAGUAAAUUUAACUCAUCACACUCCUCGAUAUAUCUCAACUUCAUGGAGUUCUUUAGAAUUUUAAUUUCACUUUUUGCUCUUCAAUUCUUACUUUUUCUAUCACCAAUCCAUACAGCACCUGGAAAUUCCAAUCUUUUCAGGGAAUACAUUGGAGCAGAGUUCAAGAAUGUCAAAUUUAGUGAUGUUCCCAUUCACUCUGGCGUCGAAUUUCACUUCAUUCUCUCUUUUGCCAUUGACUACACCACUUCUUCUCCAUCACCUGCAAACGGUCAAUUCAAUAUUUUUUGGGAUACAGAAAACCUCACCCCUUCUUCUGUUUCCGCGAUUAAAAACCAACAUUCUAAUGUCAAAGUAGCAUUGAGCUUAGGAGGUGACAGUGUUAGAGGAGCUAGUGCAUAUUUCAACCCUACUUCAAUCGAUUCUUGGGUUUCAAAUGCUGUCUCUUCUCUUACAAACAUCAUUAAGCAAUACAAUUUGGAUGGAAUUGAUAUUGACUAUGAACAUUUUCAAGCCGAUCCUAAUACCUUUGCUGAGUGCAUAGGCAAACUAAUCACAACUCUCAAGAACAACGGAGUUAUUUCGUUUGCUUCUAUAGCUCCGUUUGAUAAUGAUGAAGUUCAGAGUCAUUACAAGGCGCUAUGGAAAAGCUAUGGUCACCUUAUAGACUAUGUUAACUUCCAAUUUUACGCGUACGAUGAGGGAACCACUGUGUCUCAAUUCAUGGACUAUUUUUCUACUCAAAGAUCCAAUUAUGAAGGAGGAAGGGUUCUUGCUAGCUUCAGUACAGAUAGCAGUGGGGGAUUAAAACCAGAAAAUGGAUUUUUCACAGCAUGUAGUCAGCUUAAAAGUAAAGGAGAGUUGGGUGGAAUAUUUGUGUGGAGUGCUGAUGAUUCAAAAUCAAAUGGCUUCAAAUAUGAGAAGCAAUCACAAGCAUUACUAGCCAUACCCCACUAAUGCUUUCACCUAUGUUCACUUCAAUAUUGUAAUAUUCAUACUUAUGUACCUCCUUGUUUUUAUAAAAUUUUGAAGAUUUGAAUCAAUAUACUACUAUUGGGUUUAUGUGCA